Molecule: messenger RNA, 480 nt
Organism: Coccidioides immitis RS
Lineage: Eukaryota; Fungi; Ascomycota; Eurotiomycetes; Onygenales; Onygenaceae
Exons: 2
Coding region: 1-480 (159 amino acids)
Source: RefSeq, a predicted model, not a curated record
AUGGCACCCCGAAGCGAAGACGCACAGCGGGCCGGCCACGAUCCUUAUGUCUGCAAACUGCGCAGCACUCAGAAACGACUUGGGUUCCUGAAGAUAACGGCCAAACUAUCCGGGACUUUCUCUCGCAUCGGCGUUCAGGAGACUAUCGUGACGAGCUCCGUCCGGCAAGGAAGCCGAGACGAGAUUUUCCCACGAGACCGAGACUCCAGUGACACACGCACGGCGCUUCGAACCGGACAAGCAGCAGCCGCUGUUUCUGGCCUCGUCUGCUUCUUAUCGAUAAGGCGGUUCUUUCCAUCUUUCUUUGCCGAAGUGGCAGGGAACAUCGUUGAUCCGGGUCGGCACUGGCAUAAACUUCCUCAAUCGGGCUUAGCGCGGUUCCUGCAGGCUGUUUCCUCGGCAGCCACAGCAGCUCAUGAUUGGCCAGCCUCACCGAUUGCCGUCCUCCAGACUGGGCGCGAGGUGGAGACCGUGGCUUGA